UCACAUUAAACAAGCUAUAUCUUAAAAACAAAUCAGAAACAUUAUCUUAUCGACACUGCGCCCGCCUGAAAGUGCUUUUUGAGCAUGCGAUCGUGAAAAUACGGCCAUUAAAAACCCACUAUGCUGCUGCUGGAGCUGAACAUUCUGACGCUGAACAUUUGGGGCAUCCCAUAUGUGUCCAGCAAUCGGGGACCUCGUAUCGAAGCGAUCUGUAAGGAACUUGCCAGCGGGAAAUAUGACAUCGUUUCCUUACAGGAGGUGUGGACCCAGCAGGAUAGCGAGCUACUCCAGAAGGCCACCCAGGCAGUUCUACCCUAUGCUCACUACUUUCAUAGCGGAGUAAUGGGAGCUGGACUGCUGGUGCUAUCAAAGUACCCCAUUCUGGGCACCCUGUUUCAUGCGUGGUCUGUCAACGGCUAUUUCCAUCGCAUCCAGCACGCAGAUUGGUUUGGCGGCAAGGGAGUGGGUCUCUGCAGGAUUCUGGUUGAGGGCCAAAUGGUCCACCUGUACAAUGCUCACUUGCAUGCCGAGUACGACAACGCCAAUGACGAGUACAAAACACAUCGAGUCAUCCAGGCGUUCGAUACGGCCCAAUUCAUCGAAGCCACGAGGGGUAAUUCGGUGGUGCAGAUCCUAGCUGGAGAUCUGAACGCCCAGCCGCAGGACAUCUCUUACAAGGUGCUGUUGUUCACCUCCAAAAUGCUGGAUAGCUGUGCCUCGGACACUUUCAGGACCAACGAGUGCGAGCACAACUCUUAUACUUCUGCUCGGGCGCUAGCCAAGAACCCGCAGGGCAUAAGGAUCGAUCAUAUCUUUGUGCGCGGGGGCGAUGAGGUCAAUGCUGAGAUAGUGGAAUACACGCUUCCGUUUCCGCAUCGGGUGCCUGGCGAAAAGUUUAGCUUUUCGGACCAUGAGGCGGUGCUGGCCAAGCUGAAACUAACCAGGAUCACAGCUGCUACCCAACCUGAGGUGGCUACGAUUGAGGUAAACUGUCAGGUGGUGGGCGAGGAAACCUGUUCAGUGCAAGAAAACCACUCUGGAGAGCCGCAGGAUAUGCCAUGCCCCAAUGGCUCUACUCCUAUAGAAUCUCAGCCAGCUGCCCGAACUGCCGCCCUACACGAAGCCCUGGAACUGUGUGAUGCUUCCCUGCUCCAGCUGAAUACGGAUAGAAUACUCUACUACAGUGCCGCCACCUUCCUGUUCGUCCUCCUUGUACUUUUGGUUGAAUUUACGGCUCCCGUUGGCAUGCGCACCAUAUUCUUGCUGCUUAAGUUCAUCGUGUUCGGGGUCAUACUUUUCUGCAUUUUUAUGGCCUCCAUUUGGAACUACAUGGAGCGAAACGGUGUGCUCCAGGGCAAGAAGUCAAUGGAGGUGAUGCUUCAUCAUGCCCAGAAGUACGAGUAUUUCUAUUGAACUCCGUUUGGUAUUCCGUCACAAUUACUUUCCCCUCAGCUCAAGGCGCAUUUAAAAUCUAA
This is a messenger RNA of Drosophila bipectinata, 1475 nucleotides long. RefSeq names its product neutral sphingomyelinase (gene nSMase). Gene Ontology annotation, molecular function: sphingomyelin phosphodiesterase activity. NCBI's taxonomy places the organism in Eukaryota, Metazoa, Arthropoda, Insecta, Diptera, Drosophilidae. The record is from RefSeq and is a predicted model, not a curated record.